AUGCAGACAAAUUCAAUCCGCGCACGCGUUGGUGGCAGGCCGGAGACGUUUUGCUCCACGUCCCCGUUGUUAUGCUCAGAGAAGCGGCGAGACGAAGGACAACACGAACGACGAUUGCAGCAGCCACAACAGAUGACGAGGGUCGAGCGACAAGCCACCGUGACGGGGCGGCAGAGGUUGCUUUCCCCAUCGCUUUAUCAUGAGACGCCCUGCGCUCUGCAAAACUCUGCGCUGGUGGCUGCACCAUCAGCCAUCGCCCUUAUUCCCUCCAGCGAAGAAAAAGUGCCGGUGGUGUCCCCGAGUGUGGAGAGGCAUGAAGUUUGUGAAGUGACCGAGGACGCGGUGCAGCGUCUUAUUGAGGCCCUUUCAACCUCCUCGUGGUCCUCCAGCGAAGACUCUGACGAGAUCAUGUAA
Trypanosoma grayi is the source of this 414-nucleotide messenger RNA. RefSeq lists its product as hypothetical. Bases 1 to 414 code for a protein of 137 amino acids. The transcript has a single exon. Lineage: Eukaryota; Euglenozoa; Kinetoplastea; Trypanosomatida; Trypanosomatidae. The record is from RefSeq and is a predicted model, not a curated record.